AUGAUAAAAUUUAAAGAACGGUCUUCUCUAAAGCAGUACAUGCCGAAAAAAGCGAUCAAACGGGGCUGUAAAGUUUGGAUGAAGUAUGCUGAGUCUGGUUACUGUCUCGAUUUUCAAUUAUAUACAGGCAAACAAGAACACAAUGUAGAAAAAGAUUUGGGGGUGACAAUAGUAAAGCGAUUAUGUACAGAUCUCAAAGGCAAAUAUCACAGAGUCUACUUUGAUAAUUAUUUUAACAGUUACAAAUUGCAGAUUGAUUUACUAAACGACAAAAUCUUGGCUUGUGGUACUGUAAAUGCUACUAGAAAACAUUUACCUACACUCAAAGAAGAUACUAAGUUAGAAAGGGGUGAACAUGACUAUCGAGUCAGUGACACAAAUGUGACUGUGAUGAAGUGGAAAGAUAAGAGGGUACCACCUUUUAUCAAACUACCACGACCCACGAAAUGUCAGUACUGUUACUCGCAAAGAGAGUAA
Molecule: messenger RNA, 477 nt
Organism: Parnassius apollo (apollo)
Lineage: Eukaryota; Metazoa; Arthropoda; Insecta; Lepidoptera; Papilionidae
Source: the annotation of a GenBank genome assembly